Molecule: messenger RNA, 1342 nt
Organism: Schizophyllum commune H4-8
Lineage: Eukaryota; Fungi; Basidiomycota; Agaricomycetes; Agaricales; Schizophyllaceae
Exons: 8
Coding region: 275-1216 (313 amino acids)
Biological process (GO): protein O-linked glycosylation via fucose; GDP-fucose import into Golgi lumen
Cellular component (GO): Golgi apparatus
Molecular function (GO): antiporter activity
Source: RefSeq, a predicted model, not a curated record
CGGCGAGAGACAGCCCUUCAACUUCUUUUUAACGCCCACCGCCCUUCCUCCUUAACCCUACGUCCAGCCCUCUAGCUACCCUAUCUUACCUUCAUAUUCCUUCCGAUAACCGGGAGUCGCUCAUUAUUGCUCCCGCCUGCACCUUUGCUCUCCCCAUCAUCUGUCCCCCUCGCCUGCCCACACGAUGUCGCAGCAAAACCCCCCGAAACCGCAAUCGAGAGCGGCAGUGAUCGGCGUCGUGGCAUUCUACUUGGUAGCGGCAUUGUCGAUGGUCAUGGCAAAUAAAUGGGUGCUGAUCAGCACCAACACCCCGCUCUUCUUCCUGUUCACGCAACUAGCCAUCGCCGCGCUCCUCUUCCUUGCCUCCGAUGCCCUGCGCCUGCUUCCGGACCGCCUGCACUUCGAUCUCAAGGUCUGCAAGGGCCUCGUUGCGAUGGUCGGACUGAACGUUGUUGGCCUGAGCUUCAGCAACUACACGCUUAAGUACGUCGACGCGUCCUUCUACCAGGUUGCGCGCGGCCUCGUCCUCCCCUUCACCGUCGUCACCUCCUGCGUCGUCCUCCACUCGCGUCCGUCGCUGAGCGUGCUCGCCUCGUGCGGGAUCGUGACGCUCGGCUUCUUCAUCGGCGUGUUCCUCGACGGCACCCCCGUGUCCCCGAAGGGCAUCUUCUUCGGCGUGACCUCGUCCAUGAUCACCGCCAUGCACUCGGUCGUUAUCAAGCAGAGCUUGAACGUCGUGAAUGGCAGCGCACUCUUGCUGUCGUGGUACACCAACCUGCUCAGCGCGAUGGCUCUCGCGCCGAUCAUGGUUCUUGCUGGGGAAGGUCCGGAUAUCAUGAAGCUGCUCUUCGGUGUUGACGAGCUGAUUGAGGGCCGGUCAUCGGCUCUGACUACGUUCCUGUGGGGGUCGGCGAUUACGGGUGUCCUGGGCUUCGCCAUGAGCAUUGCGAGUUUGCUGUCCAUCAAGGUCACGUCUCCUAUCACGCACAUGGUGUCCUCCGCCGUCCGUGGCGUUGCCGCGUCCCUGCUCGGCGUGUGGCUCUUCCACGACAUAAUCACGACCGGACGCGCUACUUCGAUUGCGGUCAUUCUCGGCGGCUCCAUCUUGUACACCUGGGUCAAGCACAAUGAGCAGCAGCAGCAGGAGUCCCGACACGCAUACGAGCGCGUCAAGAUGGAGGAUGUGGAGGCUGGCGAGGGCAAGCGGCCAGAGUAAAUAUACGGUGUUUCUUAGAGCUUUGGAUAGCGUCCCGCAUAUUGCAUGCUAGAGCGACUAGAGGGUUGUGAUAUUCGAGUUACUUGUCAGUCUUUACAGUGGCAUAUUUACUUAUUCCCGUCACCA